This is a messenger RNA of Polypterus senegalus (gray bichir), 2022 nucleotides long. RefSeq names its product LSM family member 14B (gene lsm14b). Gene Ontology annotation, molecular function: mRNA binding. Bases 90 to 1232 code for a protein of 380 amino acids. The transcript has 9 exons. Lineage: Eukaryota; Metazoa; Chordata; Cladistia; Polypteriformes; Polypteridae. The record is from RefSeq and is a predicted model, not a curated record.
GGAGUUGUUACCGAGUCUGUCAAGGUGAACUAAGUGGUGAAUGUAAGAAGGAAACUAGGAGAGGUUCUUAGUUGCUAAAGAAGGCAGCAAUGAGUUCUGGGAUUCCUUAUAUCGGCAGUAAAAUCAGUCUAAUAUCCAAAGCUCAGAUUCGUUAUGAAGGCAUCUUAUACACCAUCGAUACGGACAACUCAACAGUUGCUUUAGCUAAAGUUAGAUCUUUUGGGACCGAAGGACGUCCCACAGAAAGACCGGUACCUCCAAGAGAUGAGAUAUUUGAAUAUAUAAUAUUUCGUGGAAGUGACAUCAAAGACAUUACUGUCUGUGAGCCUCCUAAACCUCUUCAUGGCUUGGCUCAUGAUCCUGCAAUUGUUCAGUCUUCUUUAGGCAGUUCUUUGUCUCAUCAGCCCUCUGUUUCCUAUAGCCCCUACCGGGGAAUGCCUUCUUAUAGUCACUUGGCUGCCAGUUCCCUGUUGAAUCAACAGUAUGCUGCUGCACUAGGGCUAGGACUUCACAACCUUCCUGUGAGGAGGGAGCCUAUGGUAGAACAGGCUGUUCAGACUGCUCCAGUAGAGAACACCUCUAUUAAAAAAUCGCUCCCCCAGCAAAGCAGAGACCUUGGUGGAGCCUCUCUGCAACCUGGUCAGGAAGAUCGGCUUCAGGGUAGAAGCACAGUUACUCCAGAUUCAGCUGAAAAAGAUCAGACUUCAAAUAAUGAGAACCGAAGACCACAGAGGCGAAGGCCAGCAAACCGAAGAUUCCGCAAUAGAUGGAAAGGUCAAAUCCUGGUGUCAAAUGUGAAGACUGCUUCCAUUCAAUUUGAGGAUGAUUUUGAUUUUGAAAGUGCAAAUGCCCAGUUUAAUAAGGAAGAUGUAGACAAGGAGCUACAGAGCAAAGUUGAUGUAAAAGGUAACCAGGCUGAAAAGGGUGAUGCAGAUGAAAUGAAAGACCUUGGAUUAGAGACCCAGAACAGUGUACGGACAGUUGAUGAAGAUCCUCUUGGACCAAAAUGCUACUAUGAUAAAACCAAAUGUUUUUUUGACAACAUUUCAUCUGAGCUUUCAAGGAGAAUAACUUGGGCAGAGGAGAAAAAACUAAAUGUGGAAACCUUUGGGGUUCCUGGAAAGCUUUUUCGUGGUAGAGGAUUUCGUGGCAGCCUUCAGGGUGGAAGAGGAAGAGGAAUAGGACAAAGACCUUCAGUUUCCAAAGUGGGAAGUGGAAGAAUUAUAGAUUAAACUAGUAUGCAUAUAGUACAAGGUAUGAUGCCACUCUAAGGAUGGGUACAAGAAAAUGCAGAAUUGUGAAUUUACUUUGCAGAUGGAUCAUGUUAACACAUUGUAUAUAGUACUGAGACGAUGGUAUGAAUUGUUUGUACAAACCAUGUGAAGGGGAUUUUUUUUGUUUUAAUGACUUGAAUUUUUUGCAAGGUGAUCUUUGUUUGCAUUUUUUUUUUGUCAACUGCAUUUGUUUCCAAAAUAUUUUGAUAUAAUCAAAUUUAAACUGUUCCAACUGCUGUACAACCUCAAGCAAGUCCCUUAAUAAAAUGUGAAAUGUGUUUAAUUGGCUACUGUGACAUAAUUGACUAGUACAGUCGAGCUUCCAACAUCCCAAAGCACAGCUGAUAAAAUCGGAAGUCGGAAAUAUAGGUUUCUUCAAAUAUUGGAUAUGGACAAUAGGUAUUUUUUAUAAUAUUUUUAAUCUUUAUAGUAACCUGUACCCCUCUGAAUCUUAAUGAUUAAACUGCAAAAUGCAAUGGCAAGUGUUUGUACAUAAAAUUGUAUAUUACCGAUUCUGCAUUUCAUAGUGGCAGGAAACCCUCCUCCCCAUGCUGUGGAUUUUUGCUUUUUUGUGUAUUGUUUUGUAUUAAGUGCUUUGCUGAUUACACAGAACAAAACCAGUGUAUCAAGCUGAAAUAAAGAUUUAAUUUUUUUUUUUCUCUAAUGGGGUAAACAAAGGUGCAUGUACGAGGAAAUAAUUUAAAACUUGCUCCUGCCAAUAAAACUCUUCUGUUCUCCAGCUUGACUG